UACAGAAAGCUUUAUCACGUGUGGCCUUAAACUUGCAGCAAAUUGCAAAGAAAUGGCUCAAAAGCUUCAGCUCUCUCUGUGCCCUGGGAGCUGAGAUGCACGUCAGUGGCUUUUCUGCAGACUGCCAGAGAAAAGAGGCUAGGAGGAAAGAGGAAAGAGUCGAAAUUGCCCAGGGGUGAGACCAUGCCCUUCCUCUUUUCUUUCCCCUAAUUUGCUCUGUCUGUGUCCAUCCAGGCUCUCCUCACCUGGCAAAACUGCUCAGAGCUGCUGUAGAAUUCACCCCAGUUUUCUCUUUCAAUCUGUGGGGAGUGGGGUCCAGCCCCUCGCUGAGCACAUUGGGAGGAAUUGGCUGUCUUUGAUCUCCACCUCCAGGAUCAGAGUCAAGGAAUAUUUUCAUAAUGGACACUUCAUCCAAAGAAAAUAUCCAGUUAUUCUGCAAAAGUUCAAUGCAACCUGUCGGGCGAUCUUCCUUUAAAACAGAAUAUUCUUCCCCAAAGGAGAAACAACGAUGCUGUGGUAAACUGAAGGUAUUUUUGGGUGCCUUGUCUUUCGUCUACUUUGCCAAAGCAUUGGCAGAAGGCUACCUGAAGAGCACCAUCACUCAGAUAGAGAGAAGGUUUGAUAUCCCUUCUUCAAUGGUGGGAGUUAUUGAUGGUAGUUUUGAAAUUGGGAAUCUCUUAGUUAUAAUGUUUGUAAGCUACUUUGGAGCCAAACUUCACAGGCCAAAAAUAAUCGGAACAGGGUGCCUAAUCAUGGGAGUUGGAACAAUGCUCAUUGCAAUGCCUCAGUUCUUCAUGCAGCAGUACAGAUAUGAAAAGUAUUCUCCUUUCUCUAAUUCCACUCUCAGCCUCUCUCCAUGUCUCUUGGAGUCAGACAGUCAAUUACCUCUCUCGGUUAUAGAAAAAUCACAAUCCAAAAGAAAUGAUGAAUGUGAAAUGGAUGCCGGCUCUUCCAUGUGGGUUUAUGUUUUCCUGGGGAACCUUCUUCGUGGAAUUGGGGAAACUCCUAUUCAGCCUCUAGGCAUUGCCUACCUUGAUGAUUUUGCCAGUGAAGACAAUUCUGCUUUCUAUAUUGGGUGUGUGCAGACGGUUGCAAUUAUAGGACCGAUCUUUGGCUUCCUGCUAGGCUCAUUAUGUGCCAAACUGUAUGUUGACAUUGGCUUUGUAAACCUAGAUCAUGUAACCAUUACUCCAAAGGAUCCGCAGUGGGUAGGAGCCUGGUGGCUGGGUUACCUAAUAGCAGGAAUUGUAAGUCUUCUUGCAGCUCUGCCUUUCUGGUGUUUACCAAAGAGUCUGCCGAGACCCCGAAGUAGAGAGGAUUCCAAUUCCUCCUCUGAAAAAUCCAAGUUUAUUAUGGAUGAUCAUACAGAAUACCAAACACCUCUUGGAGAAAAGUCAAAAAUAAUGGAAAUGGCAAGAGAUUUUCUUCCAUCGCUGAAGAAUCUCUUUGGAAAUCCACUGUACUUGUUAUACUUGUGUGCCAGCACCGUUCAGUUCAAUUCUUUGUUUGGAAUGGUGACCUAUAAACCCAAGUACAUUGAGCAGCAGUAUGGGCAGUCAUCCUCUAAGGCCAACUUUGUUAUCGGGCUCAUCAACAUACCUGCAGUGGCCUUUGGAAUAUUCUCUGGGGGGAUAGUUAUGAAAAAAUUCAGAAUCAGUGUGUAUGGAGCUGCAAAACUCUACUUGGGAUCAUCUGUUCUUGGGUACCUCCUGUUCCUUUCCCUGUUUGCACUGGGCUGUGAAAAUUCUGAUGUGGCAGGACUAACUGUCACCUACCAAGGAACCAAACCUGUCUCUUAUCAUGAACGAGCUCUCUUUUCAGAUUGCAACUCAAGAUGCAAAUGUUCAGAGACAAAAUGGGAACCUGUGUGUGGUGAAAAUGGAAUCACAUAUGCAUCGGCAUGUCUCGCUGGUUGUCAAACCUCCACCAGGAGUGGAAAAACUCUUAUAUUUUAUAACUGUACCUGUGUGGGGAUUGCAGCCUCAAAGUCAGGAAAUUCCUCAGGCAUGGUGGGCAGGUGUCAGAAAGAUAAUGGAUGUCCCAAAAUGUUUCUGUAUUUCCUUGUCAUUUCAGUCAUCACAUCCUAUACUUUAUCUCUAGGCGGCAUACCUGGAUACAUACUGCUUCUGAGGUGCAUUAAGCCACAAUUUAAGUCUUUUGCCCUGGGUAUCUACACCUUAGCAAUAAGAGUUCUUGCAGGAAUCCCAGCUCCCGUGUAUUUUGGAAUUUUGAUUGACACUUCAUGCCUCAAAUGGGGAUUUAAAAGGUGUGGACGUAGAGGCUCCUGCAGAUUAUAUGAUUCAAAUGCUUUCAGACACAUAUAUCUGGGACUAACUGUGAUGCUGGGCACAGUGUCCAUUUUCCUAAGUAUCGCAGUACUUUUCACUUUAAAGAAAAAUUGUGUUUCAAAACAUAGAAGCUUCAGAACCAAGACAGAAGGAACAAUGGUGUCUACAAGAAUCAGGAAGGAAAAUUGUACUACAAGUGAUCAUUUGCUACAACCCAACUACUGGCCAGGCAAGGAAACACAGCUUUAGAAAAAUGAUGACUUGAAGCCAUGUUUUCUAAUUUCUGGAAGUCGUGCAAACAAAUAGAUUUUAAUCAAAGGGGUUUUAAAUGUGUCUUUUUUUUCUCCUUUCAAAAAAAAUGUCUUUGUUUUUGACCCUAGGUAUUACAUAAUGUACCUAAUAACAAAUAUAAUUAAACAUAUUACAGAAAAUGUGGAUAAUAAAGUUAAUCCAAACCUUUUAAAUCUUCCUUAUAUUAUUUAUACAAAUUCCUUAUUUUAUUUACUCAUUCUGCCUGAUUUUGCCUUGUGCCCAUUGAUGUAUUAGCUGUAUUCCUAGAACAAUUGUUCUAAUAGUCUAAUGGCUAUAUAUAAAGUAAUUUCUAAACUAAAAUACUUGUCAAGGGGAAGAGAGUCCUGUUAAAAAAUUAAAUUAUAUCUUGUCCUCCUUCAAAUAUGACCUUAAUGAAGAUGUUGGGAUAGAGCCAGAAUAUGUGGAGAAAGAUUUAAUUUUACACUCUUCCUUUCUUAUGGACUACAGUAAUUGAUACAGAAAUGUAUAGUGGCAAAUGAUCUUGGAGGAUUCAAAUUUUGGAUUAUUAGCUCUUCUGCCAUCCAUUAUGUGUACAUUGUGUGUGACACUUGAAGUGACCAUGGUGGUAAAGUAAUAAAAUUAUUAUUAACAUGUGUCAUUGUCCUUCUAUAAAUUCAGUGGAUUAAAAAAUACUGUUUAUACAAUACUGCCCAUAUUUUAAUGUAUGUAAGCUGCUCUAGACAUUGCACAUGAUGUGAUCCUAAAAUGCAUUUGAAAGUUGAAUUUCUGAAAGUCUACAGUAAGCUUAGGUGUUGUAACAGGAAUGAGGAGGUGAUGGGUUGAGUGAUGGUGUGGUUCUUGGGUGCUCUGGUGUGGUUCUGGCACACAUCACAGGGUCGAAGGGCUUCUGGGCAGGGGGCUGACACUGCUACAGCCUGCCAGACAGCUCUUCGUUUCGGGGCAUUUCCUCUCUGAUGGCUUCCUGGAGCUCCUCUGAGGAGCUGUAAUAAGUUCAGCAGUCCUCCAUCGUUAGCUCUAUUAUCUACUAUAUUUUUCUUCCUCCAACAGCUGGGUAACAGGAGCUUGGGCCUCCUAAGAAAAGCCGACUUAAGGUAAAGACCACCCCAGUGGAGUCUUGAAAUUGUACCACAAUUCGUAGCAGCCUCUACAACAAACAGCACGCAAUCAGGACACUCCCAACAAGAAGUUUGUUUGAGGAGUGUCUAGGAACCCAAGUCCAACAAGAAGGUCCAGCUCAAAAAUGCAAUAGUCUUCAUCGGUGGAAGGCUCAAAUAGUACAAACAAAAUAGUUUACUGUCUUUUCAUUUUUCCAUUAUAUACCAAUCCUGUAAAUAUGAAUGGAAAAAACUGGAGAUGGAAAGUUUGGGGAUGGAGAGCAGAGGACAUUUCCUUUAAAUGUAGAUUAAUUUUGUCAUUUGAGUUAGUGAUGCAAGAUUAUCCCAUAUUGUACUAUUUUUGAAAAUGAAAAUCAACGUGUUUUGUUUCCAGCAGGCCUACAUCAGACCUGCGGCUGCUGUGUUAACUUGAGAGCAGGAAUUCUUUUUGUCAUCUCAAUAUCAGUCUUACCCACAACAAAUACUUACCGAGUGCGUGAGUGACUAUGCUUGUCAAGAAUUUUCUUUGUAGAGAUGAAAUUAAAAUUCAAGGUCCUCAUCCUGUCUCCCACAUCCUCUUUAUUUUUCAAAGCUUUCUGUAGCAAUAUCCUGAAAAAUAACUUUUUUGCAAGUAAAUUUCUAAACAGAAUCCUAUCCAAUUUACUCUUGAGUAACUUGAAAAAUAAAUAAAAAUUGGCAUGAAA
Messenger RNA from Leptonychotes weddellii (Weddell seal), 4359 nucleotides. The record is from RefSeq and is a predicted model, not a curated record. NCBI's taxonomy places the organism in Eukaryota, Metazoa, Chordata, Mammalia, Carnivora, Phocidae.